AACGGUCGCUGGUAUGCUAGUAAUGAAAUAAUGUAGCCUAAUGUGAAAGUUAAUUAGGAUAUGUUUCUUUGUAGGUCAAUUUAACAUGUCGGUUCACGUAUCUGUUUCAACACACAUCACUAUGACGCAUAAACGAGGGAUUGUGGUGUUGUGGGUAGAGCGGAAAACUUCCGCUAAUAACUGACUUCGAAAUUCGAUUGCAACAGGCAGUGUUCCUAUUUUAGUCUAAUUUCUGAGACUAAACAGAUUUCGGAUAACAGCUGGAUGUGAUUGUGGAAGUUUUGUGUAUCAGAGAAGAUUGAGGCAUACAAAACUACGACUUUUGCAGGAAAUGGCAAACGCAGGUUUUCUUGUGUUCUUGCUCUUUAAUCUUUUGGCUAUUAUCAUGGCAGAAGACACUGACAGUGGCCCAUGUUACCGGAUUGCUACGGGUGCCCUGGCUGGCGUGGUUCUCGGUGACAUCAUACUUACAGUUUUCAUUGUUGGAGUCACAUACUGCUAUGCAAGCAAGCGUAGAUGCAGGAAAGAAAAUGCUGAUAAAGUCUACAUGAAUGUCAGAGCAAACUGCAAACCAUAACGACUGAGGAAGGAUGAAGAUCUGAUAGUACGAAACUUUUGAUAAUAUGAUAACAUUUAAUCCCUAAUUCAGAACAAAAAAUACUCUGUUCUGUUUAGGGCCCCGAGGCUUUGUAGAGUCUACAAACUGUUCCAUGAAAAGACUUCAUUAUGUCAACUGGUCAUAACUGUAUACUUUUAUAAUUGUAUCAUAAGUGUAGACUCUCAUAACUGUAACAUAUGUAACUUCUUUUCGUGCUUAAAUGAAACAAAGAUGUGAAACAUUAAUGUAAACCCUAAAUAAUGCCUAAUUAUUUUCCAGACAAUCCUAAUGUAUCUGCAUUAUUUGAAUUUGUUUUUUUUUUUAAUGUAUUUUUCAUCAUUCUCAGUAUAAUACAUCUGUCCUUGUGUGGUCUUAAAUGCAUAUAAAACCUUAUACAGCCACUUAGUUGUGCCCUCUGCUGGGAUGGACUUGGCACUACACUUAAUAGGGUAUGUGAUAAUACAAGCUAACCAGUACGUACAGUCGGGUCCUUCCUGAAAUGUGUAGACAAAUGGAUACUGAGUACAAAAUCAGGUAAAUACAGGAUACAUCAAAGUACAUAAUCAUGUGUUGCUGACAAGAAAUGAUCAAAAUCAGUACAUGUGCAGAACCACAGCACAGAAGAUGAAAAUCAUUCUGGACAAGAAGUAAAUUACAGCUGUUUUUAACUGUUUAAAUAAAUUAAUUGGUAAUCCAAACUAAUAUAUAUUCCUACUGUGAUAACAAUGUUCUAGAAACAUAGAUGUAACAGCAAUCUAAGGAUCGUGCAUCAUGAGACUCCGAUUAUGUUGGAUGUUAUUAUUCAAGUUUUCUGUUAUUCAUGUUUUUUGUUCACUGAAAAAAAGCUUACAACUAAAUUGCUUCUUGGGCGGAAACCUUCAUAUUUUUUCUCUGAUGUAUAUGUAGAAUUUAUGUAGAAUUCUCCAGUACUUUCUACCAGGAGUGGACUUCAUUAUCUCUCAUUAUCUAAGUGAGCAUGGGGAAAACCCUUAGGUUUUAAUUAUGUCUAAUCUGUUUUAUCAAAUCCUGUAUGCUUUACAUUUCCUGCUGUAAUGUUCAUCACCUGAACAUUUGUUAUAUUUUAUUUUAGAAAUGAGCUAUAUCAACACUGUACAAAUGUGUAGAAAUAGAUCAAACAUGGCAAAUCUAAAUCCAUUUAGAAAACAUUAUUUGUUGAUGAAAAAUGUAUAUGAAUACAGUAUAUGAAUAAUCUGUAA
Electrophorus electricus (electric eel) is the source of this 1815-nucleotide messenger RNA. RefSeq names its product hematopoietic cell signal transducer (gene hcst). Gene Ontology annotation, biological process: regulation of immune response; positive regulation of phosphatidylinositol 3-kinase/protein kinase B signal transduction. Gene Ontology annotation, cellular component: membrane. NCBI's taxonomy places the organism in Eukaryota, Metazoa, Chordata, Actinopteri, Gymnotiformes, Gymnotidae. The record is from RefSeq and is a predicted model, not a curated record. Gene Ontology annotation, molecular function: phosphatidylinositol 3-kinase binding; signaling receptor binding.